AUGGUCGGAAAGAGCGGAAAGGAGAGGAGAGGAAAAGGACGUGGCCGGCCGGCUGCCGAUAUAAAGCAUAUAGCCGAAGGAAAGCUCACCCCGCACUACUUCUCGGGCGUACGUAGCGCGGCCACACACACACCAGCAGCUAUCGUCGUCGAACACUCGACUCAGAGCCAGCCAGCGGAGGAGAGCGCGCGCGCACGAGCUCUAGCUCGGACCUCCACCAACACUUCGCCGAUCGUUACGAUGGCGAGUCCGGCGUUCCUGCUGCUGCUCUUGCUGGCCGUGUCGAUCACGGGAUCAGACGCGGAGUGGUGCGUGUGCAGGUCGGACGCGAACGAGACGGCGCUGCAGGAGACGCUGGACUACGCGUGCGGGCAGGGCGCGGACUGCGCGCCGGUGGCCACGGGAGGGAGCUGCCACAGCCCCGACUCCGUGGUGGCGCACUGUUCCUACGCGGUCAACAGCUACUACCAGAGGAGCAGCCAGACCAAGGGCGCCACCUGCGACUUCGGCGGCACCGCCACCCUCUCCUCCGCCGAUCCCAGUACGUACCGUGCCUUCUACCUUCUACUCUCUUUUUCUGAGGGACUAGGACGAUCACCAUGCUGUUUAGUUCUAUCGGCCUCACCUCACCAUGCAUAUGUGUUUGUAACUGCUGCAGGCUCGGGAACCUGCAAGUACCCUGCAACCGCAAGUGCUGCAGGGACGAGCACCGGGAACGGCACGGCGACAGGCACAGGCACCGGCACCAACUCUUCUUCCCCGGGCUCAACAAACCCAGCUACCCCCGGCAUGGGAGGGAGCUUCACCACGCCGAUCGGCAGCGCGUCCGGCCCUACGGCGAGCAUCAUAGGCCCCGAGAGCAGCGGUUUAGGUGCCGCCGCGGCCGCCUUUGCUGGCGUCCGCGGCCUCCUCGGCGUAGCCGUGGCCUCCGUCCUCGCUUUCUAG
Molecule: messenger RNA, 945 nt
Organism: Triticum turgidum subsp. durum (durum wheat)
Lineage: Eukaryota; Viridiplantae; Streptophyta; Magnoliopsida; Poales; Poaceae
Source: the annotation of a GenBank genome assembly